UUCCCGUCCCUGCGCCUGGCUCCGUGCGCGGACCCGGGAGCCCGCCGCGCUCCCCGCAUUCCUGCCGCCCUCCCCGGCCCGGCCCCGGUCCCGGUCCGGUCCCGGUCCCGGUCCCGGUCCCGGCACCCGCGGCCGGCCCAGCCCCUCCGCAGCACGGAGCAGGUUGUCGUGUGUCCGUGGGGGCUCGGGGUCGGAGCCCAGAGCAGCCAGCACCAUAGCGUCCAACAGCUGGAACGCCAGCGGCAGCCCCGGGGAGGGGCGGGAAGAUGGCCAGGACGGCAUGGACAAGAGUCUGGACAAUGAUGCCGAAGGCGUGUGGAGUCCGGACAUCGAGCAGAGCUUCCAGGAGGCGCUGGCGAUCUACCCCCCCUGCGGCCGGCGGAAAAUCAUCCUCUCGGAUGAGGGCAAGAUGUACGGUCGUAACGAACUGAUAGCCCGGUACAUCAAGCUCCGGACGGGAAGCACGACGAGGAAGCAGGUGUCCAGCCACAUACAGGUUCUAGCUCGGAAGAAGGUGCGGGAGUACCAGGUUGGCAUCAAGGUCUCUAGCCAUUUGCAGGUUCUUGCCCGGCGGAAAUCUCGUGAGAUUCAGUCCAAGCUGAAGGCCAUGAACUUGGACCAGGUCUCGAAGGAUAAGGCUCUGCAGAGCAUGGCUUCCAUGUCCUCCGCGCAGAUCGUGUCGGCCAGCGUCCUGCAGAACAAGCUCAGCCCCCCCCCUCCUCUUCCUCAGGCCGUCUUCUCUGCUGCCCCCAGGUUUUGGAGUGGGCCUAUCCCAGGACAGCCUGGACCCUCUCAGGACAUUAAACCGUUUGCACAACCAGCUUACCCCAUCCAGCCACCCAUGCCUCCAUCACUAGCCAGUUACGAGCCCUUGGCUCCGCUCCCGCCAGCCGCCUCGGCCGUGCCCGUCUGGCAGGACCGCACCAUCGCCUCCGCCAAGCUCCGGCUCCUCGAGUACUCCGCCUUCAUGGAGGUGCCGCGGGACGCCGAAACGUACAGCAAACACCUCUUCGUGCACAUCGGGCAGACGAACCCCUCGUACAGCGACCCGCUGCUGGAGGCCGUGGACAUCCGCCAGAUCUAUGACAAGUUCCCCGAGAAGAAAGGUGGCCUCAAGGAGCUCUAUGAGCGUGGGCCCCAGAACUCCUUCUUCCUCGUCAAAUUUUGGGCGGAUCUGAACAGCACGAUCCAGGACGGGCCGGGGACUUUCUACGGUGUCAGCAGCCAGUACAGCAGCGCAGAGAACAUGACCAUCACUGUCUCCACCAAGGUGUGCUCCUUCGGGAAGCAGGUCGUGGAGAAGGUGGAGACGGAGUACGCGCGGCUGGAGAACGGCCGGUUCGUCUACCGCAUCCACCGCUCCCCCAUGUGCGAGUACAUGAUCAACUUCAUCCACAAACUCAAGCACCUCCCGGAGAAGUACAUGAUGAACAGCGUCCUGGAGAAUUUCACCAUCCUGCAGGUUGUUACCAACAGGGAUACCCAGGAAACCUUGCUCUGCAUAGCCUUCGUCUUCGAGGUCUCCACCAGCGAGCACGGCGCCCAGCACCACGUCUACAAGUUGGUCAAGGACUAGGGGCCCUCGGGGACAGGGUGGGGGCAGCGGGGAGGGAGAGGGGGGUGGGCCGUGCCGAAAAGCCACCCGUGCCGGUUGCCUCGUGAGAAGUCAUUUGGAGAGAGGAGGAGGAGGAAGAGGAGAAGGAGGAGGAGGAAGAAAAACAAUAGCCAAAAAAGACUGACUUGCGAUCGCAGAUGUUUUCCACUUAGGAACAGUUUCUUUUUUUUUUUUUUUUUUUUUUUUUUUUUGUAAAAUAAAUUAAAAAAAAAAAAAAAAGAAAAAGAAGAAUGGGAAAGGAAGCGUAGGGAAAAAGGAAAACCCGCGUCCGGCGCUGGAUGGGGAUAAACCGGCCCUCGGUGUCGCCGAUGAAGGCCGGGAGCCCGCCGUGCCACCGCCAGCAGCGGGAUGUCGGAGCGGAGGACGACCCCCUCCUUUUGCCCCCCCCAGCCCUCGCUGGGAUGGAGUCGCGAUCCCGAGAGGAGGGAGCGCGGAUGGGCUGGAGGAUGCGGCGUCGCGCCAGGUCUGGUCCGAAAGCGGUUGGCGUGGCAGCGGCCGUGGCGUCGGUACUGCCCGGCGGUGGCAGGGACGCGGGGACGGAGGUGGCACGGCAGGAGCAGGGCAGGGUGGCAGAGGGGGGGAUGCUGCCACCUCCCUGGGGACCCGCACCCGGGAUGCUUCUCCAUUCCCGGCCGGGGCACCCGGAGCUGGCAGCACUGAAGGCAGGAGGGCAUCCACGAUGCAAACCAAUUUUUUUAUGGCUCAUUUUUUUUUUUUUUCCCCUUAUUUUUUAAUAAUAUUAAAGUGCUUUUUAAUACUUUUUAAAAAGACACCAUGCUUGUCAUCAGGAUUGUGCUCCUCUCUGGUGGCCGGGACCUGCUCCUCUCCCACCCUCCCCCUGCCAGUGACCGCAGGAGGUGACGCAGCUGUUUGCUGGGGGGGCGACGCGGGGAGCUGGCGUGUGUAGGGGGGCCGUGGGGGUGUCUCCGUCUCCCUGGGGCCGCUGCAGACCAGAGGCUGGUUUUUACGCACCAGCGGGACCCCCCUGAGCUCUGCGUGUGCUUUCAGGGAUUGCACUUUUGGGGUGGCCCAGGCUGAAUUCCCCCCCCCCCGCCCCCCUGCUGUGGUCGCUCGCCGAGGACUCAUGAGGAGAGCGCAGCGAGGGCGGAUUUGCCUGAUUUACUUUGCAUAUGUACAUUUUCCGUCUUUUUUUUUUUUUUUUCACCUUUUUCGCCUUUUUUUUUUUCUGCGUUGACUGCUCUGGUUUCAGCCGCUCCAGCAGCUCCCUGUAUCCCAUGGGAAGCGGCCGGGGAAGCAGCUGGCGCAGGGAGAAGCACGUCGGGCAAUGCAAGGCCAGGCUGGCUACCAGCGGGCAGAGCUGGGGACAGAGAGGGGACAGAGAGGGGACGGGAGGGACAGCAGGACAGGGGACCGGGUCUGCUUGGAGGUAUUUUUGUGGCUGAAGCCCAAAAGAAGCCGUGGCAGCGGGCCGGGUCCCGAGGCCGUGCCUGGGGACAGCAUCCCCAGGGCGCGGGAGGGAUGCAGAGGGACAGAGGUGGGGGUUUGUGACGGUGGCACGGAGCAGGGUGGCAGGGCGGGGGACACAAGGAGUCUGAGAGGGACAGGUCUGGCCGGGUUUCUCGUGCCGGCGGAGGAGCGAAGGCAGCGGGAGGUGCAGAGCCAGGUGCGGCGGGUCAGGAGCGGUUCGAGGGGUGAUGGAGCCCGGAAUGCGGUGGGGGGGGGGACGGACAGGGGGGAGGUUUAGGCUCGAUGCUGCCGGGUGCGGAGGAGCAGGAGCAGCCCCAGAGCUCAGGAAAGGGCCACGGCUGCCAUCGCGAUGCCACGUGUCCCGCCAGGCAUGGGGACUUCGACCUCUCGUUGCCGGGAAAAGUCACCCAUCCCCGGGGGACAGGGCAGAGCCCCCCCCAGCCCCGCGCCCGGGCGAGGACUCGGAGGCGAGCCAGGCGGGGAACGAGAGAGCAAAAAAUCCAGGGAAAGACACCGGCAUCCCAUCCCAGGGCUGUGCCGGGGCUGCCGGGCCGAAUUCUCAUAUGUAGCAUGUUUAUUUGUUGUUUUCGUGGUUCUUUUUUCUUUUUUUUUUUUCUUUUUCUUUUUCUUUUUUCUCCUUCCUUCUAUUUCACUCGCUCAUCUAAAACUCUGGGAAUGAAAAAAACUCAAAAAGUUCCCCACCGUAACACACAGGGGUGCCCCCCCUACAUUCCCCCCCCCCCAACUCCCGGCCCCCCCGGGGCACGAAGCUCUUCGUUAACUGGACCGGUUUAUGCCUCCAUCCCUGCAUCCCUCCAUCCCCCCACGCACACGGUGCCCCCCCCCUACCCACAACGGCCCCCGCCGGGGUUUAGCCACGAUCCCAGAGACACUUUCUCAACCCCCUCCCCCCCCCCCCCCCAGCCCCUCUGUUCUCCUCCAGUGUAUUUAUGAAUUUCACAUGAAGUACUGUUUUAUUUUUUUAAAGACUUUGUAAAGCUUUACCAGGGUUACAAUCACCAUUUUUAGAGCUGUGUCUGUCCACAAUGUUAAAAAUCCAUUUUUUUUUAUGUAUUAUAUUUUGUGUAUUUUUUUUUUUUAAUCCAGCUGUGAUGGGUUGUAUCAUAUAUUUGUUGUGUUUACUGUAUCUGUCCAACUUCAAAGAGAGGAGACUGUGGAGCUCCGAGAAAACUACGGUCUGCUGAAAAAAACAAACAAACAAACAAACAAAAAAAACAUUAAAAUUAUUUGUUCAUGGGUUGGCUCAA
This is a messenger RNA of Chroicocephalus ridibundus (black-headed gull), 4311 nucleotides long. RefSeq names its product TEA domain transcription factor 3 (gene TEAD3). NCBI's taxonomy places the organism in Eukaryota, Metazoa, Chordata, Aves, Charadriiformes, Laridae. The record is from RefSeq and is a predicted model, not a curated record. Gene Ontology annotation, biological process: embryonic organ development; hippo signaling; positive regulation of transcription by RNA polymerase II. Gene Ontology annotation, molecular function: DNA-binding transcription factor activity, RNA polymerase II-specific; RNA polymerase II cis-regulatory region sequence-specific DNA binding. Gene Ontology annotation, cellular component: transcription regulator complex.